Falco peregrinus (peregrine falcon) is the source of this 5167-nucleotide messenger RNA. It is a transcript of the gene PTPRT, whose product is annotated as protein tyrosine phosphatase receptor type T. The transcript is spliced from 33 exons. The record is from RefSeq and is a predicted model, not a curated record. Gene Ontology annotation, molecular function: protein tyrosine phosphatase activity; protein binding. The coding region runs from base 229 to 4617 and encodes 1462 amino acids. Gene Ontology annotation, biological process: protein dephosphorylation. Lineage: Eukaryota; Metazoa; Chordata; Aves; Falconiformes; Falconidae. Gene Ontology annotation, cellular component: membrane.
CGGGGCCGGCUCUGCGCGGGCGCGGCCGGCGCUGGGCUCGGGGGGAGCCUCCCGCCCGCCCCCCGCCCGCUCCCCGAGCCGCCCGCCGCCACUUCGGCGGCUCCUCCGAGCAGCACCGCGGCUCCGGCUGCCGGGGCCGCCGCCGCGCCGAGCCACCAAUGCGGGGGAUACCGGCAGGGAGGCAGCGGCACCGCGGCAGCGGGGAGGGCAGGUGAACUCCGGGGAAGGAUGCUCGGCGUCGCCGCGAUCGUCUUUCUCCUGCAGCUCUUGCCCAAGGCGGAGGGACAGGUCUUCGCAGGUGGCUGUUCCUUUGAUGAGCACUACAGUAAUUGUGGCUAUAGUGUGGCCUUGGGGACCAAUGGAUUUACCUGGGAGCAGAUCAAUACCUGGGAGAAGCCAACAAUGGAUCCUGCUGUCCCAACUGGCUCCUUCAUGAUGGUCAACAGCUCUGGGCGGGCGUCCGGGCAGAAAGCUCACUUGCUGUUGCCUACGCUGAAGGAGAAUGACACGCAUUGCAUCGACUUCCACUAUUACUUGUCCAGCAGAGACCGUUCGAGUCCCGGCUCUCUGAAUGUCUACGUGAAGGUGAACGGAGGACCGCAGGGCAAUCCCAUAUGGAACGUCUCGGGGGUUGUUACAGAAGGAUGGGUGAAGGCAGAACUUGCCAUCAGUACAUUCUGGCCACAUUUUUAUCAGGUGAUAUUUGAAUCUGUCUCUUUGAAAGGACAUCCAGGGUACAUUGCUGUGGAUGAAGUCAGAGUUCUCGCCCAUCCAUGCAGAAAAGCACCUCAUUUCCUACGACUUCAGAACGUGGAGGUUAACGUGGGGCAGAAUGCGACGUUCCAGUGCAUCGCUGGGGGGAAGUGGUCCCAGCACGACAAACUGUGGCUCCAGCAGUGGAACGGAAGGGACACAGCAUUAAUGGUCACUCGAGUGGUCAACCAUAGACGUUUUUCUGCUACUGUCAGUGUAGCUGACACCUCUCAACGCAGUAUCAGCAAGUACCGAUGUGUCAUUCGUUCAGAUGGUGGCUCUGGAGUUUCGAAUUAUGCGGAAUUAAUAGUGAAAGAGCCCCCGACUCCUAUUGCCCCUCCUGAGCUGCUGGCUGUCGGAGCCACGUACCUGUGGAUCAAACCCAAUGCCAACUCCAUCAUUGGAGAUGGGCCUAUCAUACUGAAAGAGGUGGAGUACCGGACGACCACCGGGAACUGGGCGGAAACACACAUUGUAGACUCUCCUAAUUACAAACUGUGGCAUUUGGAUCCUGAUGUGGAGUAUGAGAUCAGAGUGCUGCUCACUCGCCCUGGAGAAGGAGGCACAGGACCCCCUGGACCACCACUCACCACAAGAACAAAGUGUGCAGAUCCUGUCCAUGGCCCGCAAAAUGUGGAAGUUGUUGAUAUUCGCUCCCGGCAGCUCACGCUGCAGUGGGAGCCCUUUGGUUACGCGGUCACCCGCUGUCACAGCUACAAUCUCACGGUCCAGUACCAGUAUGUGUUUAACCAGCAAAAAUUUGAGGCAGAGGAGCUCAUCCAGACAUCUUCCCACUACACCCUGCGAGGCCUGCGGCCCUUCAUGACCAUCAAUCUGAGGCUGGCCCUCUCUAACCCGGAGGGCAAGAUGGAAAGUGAGGAGCUGGUUGUGCAGACCGAGGAAGAUGUUCCUGGACCCGUUCCCUUGGAAUCCAUCCAGGGAGGACCUUUUGAAGAGAAGAUCUAUGUUCAGUGGAAGCCUCCGAAUGAGACAAAUGGCAUCAUUACACUCUAUGAGAUUACAUACAAGGCCGUUGGGUCUCUGGAUCCCAGUGCUGACCUGUCCAGCCAAAGAGGGAAAGUCUUCAAACUAAGGAAUGAAACACAUCACCUCUUUGUAGGAUUAUACCCAGGGACUACGUAUUCAUUCACCAUCAAAGCCAGCACAGUCAAGGGCUUUGGGCCACCCAUCACAACACGGAUUGCAACUAAGAUUUCAGCACCAUCGAUGCCAGAAUACGACACGGACUCCCCCCUGAACGAGACUGAUACUACCAUCACGGUUAUGCUGAAGCCUGCUCAGUCCCGGGGAGCACCUGUCAGUGUCUAUCAACUUGUUGUCAAGGAGGAGAAGCUGCAGAAAGCACGGAGAGCUGCAGACAUCGUUGAAUGCUUCUCUGUCCCAGUGAGCUACAAGAACGCUUCCAGUCUUGACUCACCGCACUACUUUGCAGCCGAGCUGAAACCCAUCAACCUGCCCGUCACACAGCCUUUCACGGUGGGCGACAACAAAACCUACAAUGGCUACUGGAAUGCUCCGCUUUCUCCUCUGAAAAGCUACAGCAUAUACUUCCAGGCUCUUAGCAAGGCAAAUGGAGAAACAAAAAUCAACUGCGUCCGGCUGGCAACAAAAGGAGCUUCCACCCAGAAUUCCAAUGCAGUGGAACCAGAAAAACAAGUUGACAGCACAGUGAAAAUGGCCGGAGUUAUAGCUGGUCUCCUGAUGUUUGUUAUUAUCCUCUUGGGAGCAAUGCUUACCAUCAAGAGAAGAAGAAAUGCAUAUUCCUACUCCUAUUACUUGCAUUCAAGCCAAUGUUUUAGGGGCCUCUCUGUCUUCUACAGGACCAGGAAGCUAGCCAAGAAGCAGAAGGAGACUCAGACCAGCACGCAGAGGGAGAUGGGUCCCGUGGCUACUUCUGACAAGACCUCUACCAAACUGAGUGCUGUUCACAAUGAAGAAGCUUUUUCUUCCAGCUGCCAAGAUGUUAAUGGAUUCAUAUCAUCAGACACUGUUCCAUCGACCACGCUGUUAGACAGUAGCCAUGGAGAGAUGACCCAGCCAACCCUGACUAUCCAGACCCAUCCGUACCGGAGCUGCGAGCCGGUGGAAAUGUCCUACCCCCGGGGGCAGUUCCAGCCAGCCAUCCGAGUGGCCGACCUGCUGCAGCACAUCACCCAGAUGAAGCGAGGACAGGGCUAUGGAUUUAAAGAGGAGUAUGAGGCGCUACCUGAGGGGCAGACAGCAUCCUGGGAUACGGCCAAGGAAGAUGAAAACCGCAAUAAGAACAGAUAUGGAAACAUAAUCUCCUAUGAUCAUUCAAGAGUGAGAUUGCAACUGCUGGAUGGGGACCCUCACUCUGACUACAUAAACGCCAAUUACAUAGACGGUUACCACCGGCCUCGCCAUUACAUUGCAACUCAAGGGCCGAUGCAAGAGACAGUGAAGGAUUUCUGGAGAAUGAUUUGGCAAGAAAACUCUGCCAGUGUUGUCAUGGUCACCAACUUGGUGGAAGUGGGCAGGGUAAAGUGUGUUCGGUACUGGCCAGAUGACACAGAGGUCUAUGGAGAUAUUAAAGUCACAUUAAUUGAGACAGAACCAUUGGCAGAGUAUGUCAUACGCACAUUUACUGUACAAAAGAAAGGCUACCAUGAGAUCCGAGAGAUUCGGCAGUUCCACUUCACCAGCUGGCCGGACCACGGGGUUCCUUGCUAUGCCACAGGCCUCCUGGGCUUUGUUCGCCAAGUGAAGUUUCUCAACCCGCCAGAAGCAGGACCCAUUGUGGUACACUGCAGCGCUGGGGCUGGGAGAACAGGGUGCUUUAUUGCCAUCGACAUCAUGCUUGACAUGGCAGAGAAUGAAGGUGUGGUGGAUAUAUUUAACUGCGUGCGAGAGCUGCGAUCCCAAAGGGUCAAUUUGGUACAGACGGAGGAGCAGUAUGUAUUUGUCCAUGAUGCCAUUUUGGAGGCAUGUCUCUGUGGCAACACGGCCAUUCCAGUUUGUGAGUUCAGAUCCAUAUAUUACAACAUCAGCAGACUAGAUCCACAGACGAAUUCCAGCCAGAUAAAAGAUGAGUUUCAGACUCUCAAUAUUGUGACACCACGUGUUCGGCCAGAAGAUUGCAGCAUUGGUCUUCUGCCAAGGAACCACGACAAGAACCGCUGCAUGGAUGUGUUGCCCUUGGACCGGUGCCUGCCUUUCCUCAUCUCUGUGGAUGGUGAAUCGAGUAACUACAUCAAUGCUGCACUCAUGGACAGCCACAAGCAACCUGCUGCCUUUAUUGUAACCCAACACCCUUUGCCCAACACCAUAGCAGACUUCUGGAGGCUGGUGUUUGAUUAUAACUGCUCCUCUGUCGUGAUGCUGAAUGAGAUGGAUGCAGCACAGCUCUGCAUGCAGUAUUGGCCGGAGAAGACGUCCUGUUGUUAUGGCCCCAUUCAAGUAGAGUUUGUUUCAGCGGACAUUGAUGAAGAUAUCAUCAACCGGAUAUUCCGGAUCUGCAACAUGGCCCGGCCUCAGGACGGAUAUCGCAUAGUUCAGCACCUUCAGUACAUUGGCUGGCCAGCAUACAGGGACACCCCUCCCUCCAAACGUUCCCUCCUGAAGGUGGUCAGAAGGUUGGAGAAGUGGCAGGAACAGUACGAUGGGAGAGACGGACGGACUGUGGUCCACUGCCUGAACGGCGGAGGACGCAGCGGCACCUUCUGUGCCAUCUGCAGCGUGUGUGAAAUGAUUCAACAGCAAAAUAUCAUUGAUGUGUUCCACAUAGUGAAAACAUUACGGAAUAACAAAUCCAACAUGGUGGAGUCACUGGAACAGUAUAAAUUUGUAUACGAGGUUGCACUGGAAUACUUGAGUUCCUUCUAGCCCAGCAGAGGAAGGGGAGCCUCUGAAAUGCCAGACCCCAAUCUCUGGCAGAUGCUUCUCCCCUCUCCCAUACUGGAAGGCAGUAACAAGUGUGGGAAGAAUAAACCUCUCCUUCCCGGAGCAAGAGACUCAGAUUGCACAGACCUCGCUGGAAGGAGGAGACAAUGCCUGUGUUUGCUGCUGCCUGCUUUCUAUCAGAACAUCUACCGCUUCUUAAAUAACCUACUGUAAAAAUUAGCAAAAUGGGAGACAGGCUGAAAGACUGGACUUUCUAAUCCCCUCUGACUUCUUCUCUCCUCUUUUGGAUUGUAUUUUUGCUCAUCUUGCUGCAGAGUGGGGAAGGAAUGAAACCCUUAGGAAAUGCUCUUUUAAAUGUCUCUUUUUAAUUUAUAAUUUUGUUCUCAAAUCCCAGUCUUUAAUUUUUUAAUUUCAUGCAGCAGUCAUUUGGGAAAAAAUGAGAUAGCCAUAGGGGAUAUAUGAAAUGUUUCAUUACGAUUUGUCUACCUUAUCUGUUUCAUUUUACUUGUUUUUCCAAAUGAAAAGGCCAACA